This is a messenger RNA of Vitis vinifera (wine grape), 519 nucleotides long. RefSeq names its product vegetative cell wall protein gp1-like. The coding region runs from base 1 to 519 and encodes 172 amino acids. The transcript is spliced from 2 exons. Lineage: Eukaryota; Viridiplantae; Streptophyta; Magnoliopsida; Vitales; Vitaceae. The record is from RefSeq and is a predicted model, not a curated record.
AUGACAGCUUAUGGUGGUGCAGACCAGGGAGCACCAGCUGGACCAGAGCAGCCAGAGGAGCCAAUUGAACCACCUACUGACACUCAGCCGCCUGCCCCUGCAGUGGCCCCUAGUGAGCCUCCACCAGAGAUUCCAUCCUUUGCUCCUCAGGCCACACCACAGCCUCCUCCUGUCAUUUCACCUCCAUCAACACCAUCUUCUUCAGCUGAGCCAAGGAGAAUUCUCACUCAGCAGAUCACAGCCCUUCGUUCUCAGCAGGAGCAGAUUCUUACCACUCAGGACCAGCACACUACCAUCCUAAGGCAGAUCCAGCAUCAUCUCGGCAUUACAUCAGCUCCUGAGCAUGUCAUUCCCAGCUCAUCAGAGCCAUCACAGGCCCCACCUUUUGUUGAUCAGCCUAUGCCUCAUCAGGAGCCUCCUACAGGAGAGGCAGUUGAGCCAUCAUUUCCACAGCAUCACUCCACGUCACUCAGGAGGUACCACUUCCUCCCUAUUUUUCAAUCGCUUUUAUCACAUUAA